UUAUCAUUUUUUGAGAGCUAUUAGUCACCUCCACAACCCCCAUUCGAACUCCCAAGAUAAGAGAGAAGGAGAGAGCCACAUACUCCAAGGGAGAGGUGAAGAGAGAAGCUGGCCGCAGGAUUCGUUUUCCAGGAGAUAGGGUUACUUGUUUGAUCCAUAACUUGAGAUUCACUAGUCCAAAUAAGGCGUACGAUAUACCAAAAGAAAGAUCUCAAGACGAGGAAUCCGGGAAGGUCUGGUUUGCAGAAAUCGGAGUAGUGGAAGACUUCCAAAUCGUCCGAGCAAAACACAACCUCGCAGGAGAGGAUUUAAUCUUCUAAAGUGAGUUUUAACCCCAAAACUUUACUUUUCAUUUUCCAAAUGAUAUGAACGAUUGGUGGGACUAUUAUACACUAAUUCAAGUGUAUAAUAUGUCCUCAUAAAGUUAUUUUAUGUGUGUAAAGGUUGGAUACUAACCUAGAGCAAAUCUUGAAAACUAGGAAACGAGUUAGCCGGAAAACACCCAUUCUAGGGGCUGUUUUCGUAUCAACGAUUAGGGGUUGAACUAGCACUUUGAGUGUGACACCGCGCCCGAACGUCCUUGAAAAUUCCAUUUAAAAUUCAAAGUUUACGUAGUGAAUUUUCGACUUCCAAACAAUUGUAAAACGAUUAAUCUUUUACGUAGUACAUGGUUGAUUAUUGUACUGUUCAAGCUCGUACAUUAGUGUCGGGUUUUGCAAAUACUUAUUCGGGACUUAUUAAUAAAUUAAAGAGCCCAACAUUAUCUAAAUAGUGAUACAUAAUCUUUUAAGACAAACAAAUGUUAAAAUAAGUGAUAGAAUGAUUAAAGAAGAAUAUAAAUGCCUCUAGCCCCAUCUUUAGCAUUAUUUAGCUAAAUAAUGAGAGUAGGAUUUUUCUUCUAUGAUAUCCAUCAAGUAAAUUAUUGAGAUGGGCCUACACAUAUUGGGGAUCAAUAAUGUGAUGGAGGAAGUUGACUUGCUCUAAAUAAAUUAGGAUAAGUACAAAAAGACAUCUUUAACAAAAGAUAAAACAAUAGGACCCAUUUUCUCAUUUUUGGAAGUAUUGGUAGAUAUUUUGGACCCCAAAUUAAUUGGGAUCACUUGGGGAGCACCCCACACCUUCUUGGCACCUGCAAAAUAAAGAGAAUGGGUUAAAAUUCUUGGUUGGGGCGGACAAAAAGAGAGGGGGCUGAACAAGACAUGUUUGAGAACCAAUUGGACCCUCUCCCCAUUUUUUUGAUUGAAGGUAUUUUGCUCCAUCAUCCCACAUGCCAACCCACUCCUAUCCUUUGACUUUUGAGGCUAAGUUAAGGCCAAGAUAACACUCCCACAACCCUCCAUUCGAACUCCCCAAGAUAAGAGAGAAGGAGAGAGCCACAUAACCAAGAGAAGCCAAGGAGAGAGCAAGUUGUCCGCAGGUAGUUUUUCCAGUGCGUAAGGUUACUUGUUUGAUUCAUCUCGAGCUAUACACAUCCAAAUAAGGCGUGAGAGAUACCAAAAGACAGCUCUCAAGACGAGGAAUCCGUGAAGGUCUGGUUUGCAUAAAUCGGAUUAGUGGAAGGCUUCCAAAUCGUCCGAGCAAAACGCAACCUCGCAGGAACGGAUUUAAUCUUCUAAAGAAACGAGUUAGCCGGAAAACACCCAUUCUAGGGGCUGUUUUCGUAUCAACGAUUAGGGGUUGAACUAGCACUUUGAGGAGGCUGUUUAACACUCAUUUCUAAGCAAGGAAUCAGUGCUCAAGCUUCCUUGGCCGAGGCUUUGGUCAUUGGAUCGAGAAGGAAAGUUUUAAAGCUCAUUUGAGGUGAGGAUUGACAUCUAAUUGCUUACAACUUGUAGGUUAAGCAUGAGAUUACCUAAAUGCCUAAAUCAUAAUUUUUUUUUGGAUUAUGAUGAUUAUAUAAUGAUGAAAUAUGGAGAUAGUUGCCAAAGAAUGAAAUUGGAAAUGAUUUGAGAAUGUAUGAAUAAAAUGAGAGUAAAUGAGUUAUAAAUGAACUAUUUUGUGAAAUAGGCAUUUUACUCAUGUAUGAAUUAUGUGGAUACAUAAAUGAAUGUUUAUGUAUUGAGAUUGAACACUUAAGUUGCUGCUACAUAAUUAUAACUAUGUAGAGGAUUACAAAUAAUGAGCAUAUUUGUAUGAUAACAAUAAUCUUAAUAGUAUUGAAAUACUAGUUAGUGAUUAUUGGAAAUUGUUGAUGGAAUUGAUCCUAGGGAUUGGAUUGUAUGAAAUGCACUUGAAUAUACUUCAAGUGUAUAUGAUGACUUAGUAUGAAACUAAGGUUAAGUGGUGGGAAGUCUUUAAGGAUGAUCCAUGGUAGUUUAUUGAUAUGUCAAUUCUAGGCAUAGGGUUGCUUAAGAAUUGGACCUUCAUGCAUGGUGAUGUGAUAGAGCCGAGCUCUAGGAUGCAUGUUAAGGUGGUAGACUUGUAGUCUAAGUACUGAAUAGCUAGAGCCGAGCUCUAGGGCUUGCGUGGUGAUGUGAUAGAGCUGAGCUCUAGAACGCAAGGUAAGGACAUUGACCCGAGUGACAUGAAUUGUAUGGUGAUGUGGUAGAGCCGAGUUCUAGAAUACAAUGUCAUGUGUUAGGGUUGGACUCUAUGAGUUGUCGUGGCUUGUAGUCACGGGGAAUGGGAAUGGUGAUUUCUAAAUGAAUAUGGGCCCACGGGCCGACUACUUGACUUUUACAUAAAGUAAGUAUAUUUUCAAACGGGGUAACUUAGGGUUACAAACCAUAAUGUACUAUCACCCUAUUCGAGGGUCUUGUGUUUGAAAUACUUGUUGUAUAUCUAUUAGAUGUCUGCCGCACCAGUACUUUAUAGCCGUAUAGAGUACUGACCCCUUUGGGGGCGUCCCACCACCAUUUCAGGUUGAGGCUAGAGCUUGCAUCCUGUGCUCGUUGAUCGAGUGAUCCCUCGGAGAGAAGACUUGGUCCGUGCUUCCUCCAUUCUAUUUGAAACAUUAAUAAAUUUGCUCAUGGAUAUUUUACUAUAGAGCCUGCGUGCUCAUGAAUAGCCAUGUGUGGCUCUUUUGUUUUAAACAAUGUUUUCCGCUGCGUUAUGAAUUACUUAUUAUGUUUGUUUAUGGAUGUUAUGUGUGUGAAUGAUAUUCAAGACGCCUUGUGUAAUAUGAAUGUGUUGGAUUGCGGUUGACUAUUCGUAUUGUACGGCGGGUUGUUGACGUGUCCGGGGAGGUCCGGGGCGUGACAAUUAAGUUGGUAUCAGAGCCUUAGUCCAUAAACUUCAUAAUGAAGUCUCAGAAUCCUCUUUUCAAAAUGAUUUUGAAAACCAUGAGCAUAAACGUUUUGUACUUGUAGAGCUUUUGGUACUUGAGUUGCAAGGUCUCUAAUUGUUAAGAUGGUACCCUUAGCAAUUGGUAUGGCAGCAAUUUGAGCCAAAUGGCGUCUUAAGUACCAAUCUGUCAAUUGACAUUUGAUACGAGUCUAACGACUCUUUCCAAAAUUUCUUUCAGAAAUGGAUCGUGGUGGCAAGGUUACUAGGAGAAACCCAACUGGUCGUGUACCAACGAAGACUGGACAGGGCAGUCGAAGGACCUCUAGGGCAUCUAGAGGAGCUGGCCGUGGAGGCCGAUCACAGACCGUGAGCGACGGUCAUGUAAGCACCGAGAACGAGAGCUACUGGUCCUAUGAGGACUCGACCUAUCAACCGGAAACUGAACCGGUUGAGACCCCUUAUGAGGGGGAUGAUGAUGAUGUAAGUGAUGAGGAGGAAAAUGGCUCCUUAGCACGGAUUGAAGCACUACUCCAACAGUAUCACCGUGAGCGUGAGGAGAGGAGGGAACGCCGAAGGCGCCGAGCCGGGCAACCUUCGGGUGGGGCUUCAAGGGGGAGAAGCCAUGACGACUCUAGGGCCCACAUUGAACCACAUGGGGGCCGGGGUGAUGGAGGUCCAAUCAUAAGGAUCUCCAAGUACAUCAAAGAGGCACGAGACUUGGGGUGCAAACCGUUCGAUGGAACGUGUGACAUCUCCAUUUCGGCGCAAUGGAUUAAGAGGCUGAAUGAGGCGGCUCUGGACAUGCAACUCACCCCCGAAUAUAAACUAAGGGUUGCGGUGAGAUUACUUGAAGGUAUGGCAUCCAAGUGGUGGGAUGGGACCAAAAGCAAAUAUGGUGAGACCGUCACUUGGGAGAAUUUCCGAGAGGAAUUCUUUGCACAAUAUUACUCGGAUUUCGAGGUGAACAAAAAGGUGAGGGAAUACACCCUUCUAACCCAAGGGAGUAACAUGACGGUGAGGGAACUUGAGUACAAGUUCAGGGAUCUUGCUGACUACAUACCUGAGUAUGCUUGUGAUGAGAACCGGAUGGUGAACCACUUCUGGGAUGCUCUAGACUUGGAGAUACGUGACAGGGCAACACAAUUGCCUAACAUGACGUUUGCUCAAGUGGUUGACCAGGGUUUGAAAGGAGAGAAGCAAUGGGAAGAAAGGAAGAAGAGAGACGCCGAGGAGGCGAAAAAGAGAAAGUGGGAGAGUCAUGGCUCCCAAGGUUCCAACAAAAAGGGGAACCAUGGAGGAGGAUCUUUCCGGGCACCACCACCACUAUCUAGGGGGAACCAAGGCCCGAGUGGGCAAGGCUCGAGAUCACAAGCCUCAGUGGUAACUCGUUGCAACAAUUGCAAGAAGAACCACUCCGGUAAGUGUCGCGACCCCCCUAGAUGUUUCCAAUGCGGGGAUACCGGGCAUUUGAAGGCGCAUUGCCCACAAUUGGGUGGGGCAAGGUCAUCAGGACCAAGUAGCGGGGCCACGGGGACGAGAAACCAAGCCCGGGGUUCCCAAUCAACUAGGGGGCAUGGAGGAGAAAGCGCGAGCAACGCGCCAUCGGUGAAUCAAGAAAGGACUCAAGCUAGAGUCUAUGCGAUGACGGAGGCGGAUGCUCAAGCUAACCCGGAUUACGUUGCAGGUAUUACCUUUUGUAUACUUGUGUUUUACCCUUGAUUAGUCCAUAAAUUGAGGUUGCUAGUCGUUGGGAUCAUUGCAAGAAGCUUUGGGGUCAAACGGAGCGAAAUCGGGCGAAAGACGGCUGAUUUCCGCCAACGCACACCAGGCUGGACCAUACGCACGGCCGUGCGUUGGUCCGUGCGUUGGUGGCAGUAGCAACCGAAAAGAAAUUGCUACACGCACGGCCGUGCGUGGAUGGACGCACGCCGUGCGUACCUCCGUGCGUACCCCGUGCGUCCUCCCGUGUGUCCGUGGCAGUAGCUCCGUUUUGAGGUUAUAAGACACGCACGCCGUGCGUACCUCCUAGGCACGCCGUGCGUACCUCCUCGGCAGCCCAAAGUCGACUUUUUCGCGCCGUAUUGCAACGUUAAGACCCGUUCUUGAUCCCAAACACGUGUGUGAACAUAAUAAACCUCUCUAAAUGUAUAGGAAUGGUAGGAAAGGUAUCUCACAUGACUUAUAAAUGUAGGAACACUAAAGAUUAAUGGGAAGCAUGCACGAAUCCUUAUCGAUACCGGAGCGCAACGUUCAUUCGUAAGUGAGGCGUUCGCCGAGGGCUUAGAGAUACAAUCAAUACCAAUGACGCAAACUUUAGUGGUAUCAACACCACUAGGGGAAGACGUUGAAAGAACCAAUUACUAUCCAUCUUGUAUGGUGGGAAUCGGUGGCCAAACCUUGACGUGUGAUUUCGUACCGCUGAGUAUGAUGGAGUGCGAUGCAAUCCUAGGGAUGGAUUGGCUAGAAAAGCAUCAUGCUAGGGUAGAUUGCUACACAAAAGUUUUGGAACUCGAAGGCAAUGAUGGGGACACCCAACGCUUCGAGGGGGACCGAGGCAAAUCAAACAGUUGUAUCAUAUCCGCUGUGAGAGCGAGAAGUAUGAUGAGAAAGGGAUGCCACGCAUAUCUAGCAUACGUGGUUGACAAAACCAAGGAGGAAACGAACAUCGACGACGUGAGGGUGGUUUGUAAGUAUCCGGAUGUCUUCCCUAAAGACCUACCGGGGGCUUCCAGCCGAUAGGGAGAUUGAAUUUGUGAUCGAGGUCGAGCAUGGUACCAAACCAAUCUCCAUACCGCCAUACCGUAUGGCACCCGCUGAACUUAACGAGUUGAAAACCCAAUUGCAAGAGCUUUUGGAUAAUGGUUUCAUUAGACCAAGCCACUCCCCGUGGGGAGCACCAGUUCUUUUUGUGAAAAAGAAAGAUGGGACACUUCGAAUGUGUAUUGACUAUCGUCAACUGAACAAGGUCACAAUCAAGAAUAGGUCCCUUGCCUAGGAUUGAUGACUUGUUUGAUCAACUACGAGGGGCAACCGUGUUUUCAAAGAUUGACUUGAGGUCGGGUUACCAUCAAUUGAAGAUUAAGGAAGAUGACAUACCAAAGAGUGCUUUUCGCACAAGGUAUGGGCACUUUGAAUUCCUUGUUAUGUCGUUUGGGUUAACAAACGCCCCAGCGGCAUUCAUGGACUUGAUGAACCGAGUAUUUCAUAAAUACUUGGACCGAUUCGUGAUUGUGUUCAUAGAUGACAUCUUGAUUUACUCAAAGAGUGAAGAAGAACAUGAGGAGCACCUGAUACUUGUCCUUGAGACACUACGGGAGAAGCAACUCUAUGCCAAAUUCUCUAAAUGUGAAUUUUGGCUAAAAGAAAUUGGCUUUCUCGGGCAUGUAGUUUUGGGAUCGGGAAUUGCUGUUGAUAGCAAGAAGAUGGAAGCCAUUACCGAAUGGGAGAGGCCAAAGAACGUCAAGGAAAUUCGUAGUUUCCUUGGGUUGGCAGGCUACUACAGAAAGUUCGUGGAGAAGUUCUCCGUUUUGGCAUCACCGUUGACGAAGCUCACUCGUAAAGGAGCUAAGUUCGUGUGGGAUGACAAAUGUGAGAAAGGGUUCAUUGAACUAAAGAAGAGAUUGACCGAGGCACCGGUACUUGCAUUACUCAAACAGGGUAUGGGGUACGACGUCUAUAGUGACGCGAGCAUCCAAGGGUUUGGAUGUGUAUUGAUGCAGGAGGGAAGGGUAAUUGCCUAUGCCUCACGACAAUUGAAGAAGCAUGAGGUGAAUUACCCUACCCAUGAUCUAGAGCUGGGAGCAGUGGUGUUUGCACUGAAGAUUUGGAGACAUUAUCUCUACGGAGAGACAUGUCACAUAUAUACUAAUCAUAAGAGCUUGAAGUACGUGUUUACUCAGAAAGAGUUAAACAUGAGACAGAGACGGUGGAUGGAGUUGAUAAAGGACUACCGUCUAGUUAUUCAGUACCAUCCAGGUAAGGCAAACGUUGUAGCAGAUGCCCUCAGUCGGAAGAGUUCGUCUGGGGCAUUGCUGACUAGUUUGAGGGCACUGAGGGCCCAAUUGGAUGUAUCUAGCGAUGGUGCCUUAUUGGCACGAUUUGAUUUGUAUGAGCCGAUGAAAAAAUAAAUAGGUAUUAUUACAGAUUAAAUUAUUACAUUUAACCUUGAUUAUUAUAUGGUUAUAAUAAUAAAUAAUAUCAUAUUUACUUAUUAUUAUCAUUAUUAUAUCAUAAGUAUUAGAAAUAAAGUAAUCCUAAAUUAGAAUAAAUAUUCCAAAAAUAUUCUUUUAGGGAGUAUUAUGUUGCACCGUCUCUUACCAUUUUAAACACUUAUUAUGGAGGAAAGAGACAACGAAAACACUUAUUUUUGGCCGAUUAGACCGAUUAAGUGUUAUUAUUAGGAGACGACUAGGCCGACUUCUUCAUGAUACUCCUUCCGUUCUGUUAAAAUUGUCUAAUUUUACUUUUUCGGUCCGUUUUGAUUACACUAAAAAGUCAUAAGAACAUGAAGAACAUACAAAAAAUUGAUUUACAUUGUUUAAUUUUGAGUUCUACGGAGUAUUAUUUGUUUUUAUGAGAAAGUCGUUAUUGAUGGUGUUUAUGAGAAUUUAGUCGUUACAUUGUAAUAUAAUACUCCGUAUGAUUUCUAGCUAUGACAUGUUUGUACAAAUGUGUGUUUGUGUUGUGGUGUUCCAUGUGAUAUAUUUGUAGAACAUAUAUAUGUAUGCAGAGACGGAUCCAAGGGGGGGGGCGGGGGGGCGACCGCCCCCCUUGGACUUCCAAUUUUUUCUACUAUAUAUAAUAUUUUCAUACUUUAAUUAGGUAUAUAUGUUUUCGCCCCCCUUAACUUUAAGUUUUCAAAAUUAAUAUAUAGGCUCACAUAAUGCAAUGCUUAAUUGGAGAUUUAAAAGAAGUAGAAUCUAAAAUAAUUUACAUAACUUAAAAAAAUAAACAAUAGAACUCGUUGUUUAAGACUUAGGGUACCAAAAAAUUCUUAGUUUUGUAAUGUUUAAUUAUUUUUAUUAGAUAAUUAGUACUCGAUUUUGUAAGAUAUCAAAACAUAUUGAAUAUCAUAUACAGUAGUUAAAUAGUAUAAAUGUUUGUUGACAUUAAAUUACACAUUUCAUUUACCUCUUACUUUCUAAAAACAAUUUGUUGAAUAGAUAAUACUUUAACUUAUUUUAGAAUUAAUGCAAAUAUAAUAUGCACCAGAUAUAUAUGAAUUAACAUUACUACGUAUCAUAUUAUUCUAAGUAUAGUAAUCUCAUGCAUACUAUUGUAAUAUUAAGAAAACUCAUCAUGACCCACAAAUACCCUUCUUGGUAGACAAAAAUCUCAAUUCAAAAAUCAAUUCUUUAUUCUGUUAAGAAUCAUGUGAUUAAACAAGGCAUAAGUUACUUAAGAAAUAUUGGUUGAUGUGUACCUUUAACUUUAACCACUUUACCUUCAAAUAAUAUCAUAAAAUGUUAUACUACGUAUAUCAUAUCCUUUCUUAUUUUCAAAUAAUUUCCCUUUAAUUUGUCAUUUCUUAAGCUUUAAUGUAUCAAUAUUUUUUUCUCGAGCACUUAUAGUUAUUAAAUCAAAGUUAUAUUUUCAUUGUCUAUAAUUAGAAUUAGAAUAUAAUAGAUUUAAUCGUCAUCGUGUAUGUAGUAUGUACUAAUGGAACUUUUUAAAUAAAAAUUAGCCACAGAGCCCUACACUAGCAAAAAAAUUCGCCCCGCUACACUAGCGAUUUUUUCCCGUUCCGCUUACUAGCGAAAUUUUUUCACUCCCUACACUAAUGAAAAAAUUUCGCCCCCCUUGACUCGAAAUCCUGGAUCCGUCCCUGUAUGUAUGUUCGUUAUAGUGUGCAUGUAGUUCACUUUUCUUUGUCAAUUCAACCACACAAAUUGCUAGAUAUAACAUAUAAGGUAUGAGAGGGCAAAAAUUCUCCCUAGGGCUCGGCCGCUAGGGUCUGCUAUCUCCGCUCUCGGAUUGCUUCCGAGGUGCGGCCGCCGUUUUGGUUUGAACUCUGCGUUUCUUUUUUGUUAAUCGCUGCUCGCGUGGUGGCUGUGAGGAAGACGGACAAAGGUUGUGGUUUCGGUGGCGGCCAGAAGUUCGGUCAAAGGGGAAGCUUGCGGCAGUGGGUAGGUUUCGAAGCAGAAGUUUUGAAAAUCAAUGGAAGAUGUGGUCCACCAAUACAAACAGAUGGCUAUUGGGGAUGACAAGGAAGAAGUGGUUUUCUAUGAAGAAGAAGAGGAAGAGGAAGAAUCGGAUAAGGGUGCGGCUAAAUUCUCAGUGAUUGACAUCAUUCUGACUGAUCGUAAGAUCAAAUCUCAGUACUUCAAAGAAUUGAUGGCUUCGUUGUGGACGCCUGUGAAAGGCGUUUCAAUCCAGGAAAUCAGCGAUAAAAGGUAUAUUUUUACUUUUAAUCAUAAAUUAGAUAUGAGGCGUGUUCUUGAUGAAGGCUCGUGGCUGUUUGAACGAAAUCUGCUGUUGCUAAAAGAGAUUCAGGCAGAAGAUAUUCCUUUACAAAUUAAGUUGUAUGAGGCUGAUGUUGGGUGCAAGUGCACAAUGGUGCUUAUGGUUUUAUGAAUCUAGGUUCUGCUAGACGUAUUGGUAAUUAUAUUGGACAAUUCAUUAGUUUUGAUGAUCGGAAAACUGAUGAAAAUUAUAAAUCAUUUUUUAGAAGUAGAGUUCGUAUGGAUGUUAGGAGACCUCUGAAAAAAGGCAUUACUUUAAAGAAGGUAGGUUUUAGCCAUUGGGUGGACUUUAAAUAUGAAAAACUCCCAAAUUUCUGUUGUGUUUGUGGUAUUAUUGGGCAUUCUGAUAAUUUUUGUCCAGUAGUCUAUGAGGGGGAGAAUAUUACUUUCGAUAAAAAUUAUGGGGUCGAGCUUAGAGCUGGGUCUGGGGUGAAGACUAGUCCGACAGGUAGUACUAAAUGGUUGGUGGAAGGAUCUUCCAGCACUGGGAUGGGAAAAUCCGGGGAGCAGGACAAUGAUAAACAGGACGAGAAGGAAAAUACGGGUACAGGAACUAGCUGCAUCAAGGAAGUUGCUUCGGUUAGUCCAGAGGAGACAUCGGGGGAGCCAAAGCAUAGAAGAACCUGAGAAGCAGAGAAGCAAUGCGGGUACAAAGGAAGAUAUGACUCUGAAUGAUCCAAAAAACGGAGCGGCGGCGGACCUUGUACGUGUAGGUCCGCCGGUUUGCGUGGGAUAGCCGAAAAGUCCAAGUGUGGACUCGGAGAAGGUGCUCAUUAUUCUUUACGAAGAAUUUUUACUUUAUUGCUUUAUUUAUUUUUGUUGUUGUCGAUCAGACUAUGUUUUAUUUUAUUGUUUUUUCUUUCAAUUGUAAGACUCUUGCAUCCUUUCAAAAAAAAAGACUCUGGCAUUAGAAUUGGGUGAGGUUUGGUCUGCUUCAAUCGUAUGUGGCUCAUGUUUGCCCAUUAAUGGAUCAACGAGUUGUAUUGCUUCGUUGAAGGUGAUUAACUUUGAGUCUGGUUCGCGGGCUGACGGUUGUCUGUGGUUCCUUACUUUGUUUAUUUCCUAUCUGAAUGUUAAUGCUUUGAUUUCAAUUUAAGCCCCCUUCUUCCAAAAAAACAUAUAAUGUAUGCUCAUUAAUAUUAUUACUAUGC
This is a messenger RNA of Cuscuta epithymum, 10837 nucleotides long. NCBI's taxonomy places the organism in Eukaryota, Viridiplantae, Streptophyta, Magnoliopsida, Solanales, Convolvulaceae. The record is from the annotation of a GenBank genome assembly.